AUGGCUGUCAUUAAUCAACCAGGUACCCAGAUCAAAUUAACCAACGUAUCGUUGGUUAGAAUGAAGAAGGGAAAGAAGAGAUUUGAAAUUGCAUGUUAUCAAAACAAAGUUCAAGAUUGGAGACUGAAAAUUGAGAAGGAUCUUGAUGAAGUACUUCAAAUUCCUCAAGUGUUCCUUAAUGUUUCUAAAGGUCAAGUCGCCAACAAUGAAGAUCUUUUGACUGCAUUUGGUACAACAAACCAAGAUCUUAUAAUCAGUGAUAUCUUGGAUAGAGGAGAAAUUCAAUUAAAUGAAAAGGAAAGAGUUGCAAACUUAAGACAAAAACAAAAUGAAUUCUUGACUAUCAUAUCCACCAAGUGUAUAAAUCCCAAAUCAAGAAAGAGAUAUCCUCCAAGUAUGAUUCAAAAAGCAUUGUCAGAAUUGAAAUUCCAUUUGAACCCUAAUAAGAAUACCAAAACUCAAGCUUUAGAAGCGAUCAAAUUAUUGGUAUCAAAGCAAUUAUUCCCUAUCCAAAGAGCCCAAAUGAAAGUUAAGGUAAUCUUGGUACUCAGAGUCAAAGAUCAAGUAUAUGAACAAUUUAUUAGGCCACUUUUAGAUGUAGUUGAAGAAGAAACAAGUAAUGAUAAAGUAUUUGAAUCAACUAGUGUUAUUGAUCCUACCAAUUACAAAGCAAUUGUUCAAGUUUUACAAGGUGAUAAUGCUAAGAUACAACGAGGUGAAGGUACCGUGGAAGUUUUGGAUAUGGCUGUCUUAAAAACAGAGUAA
Yamadazyma jaroonii is the source of this 765-nucleotide messenger RNA. Lineage: Eukaryota; Fungi; Ascomycota; Pichiomycetes; Serinales; Debaryomycetaceae. The record is from the annotation of a GenBank genome assembly.